This is a messenger RNA of Dinoponera quadriceps, 2600 nucleotides long. It is a transcript of the gene Npl4, whose product is annotated as nuclear protein localization protein 4 homolog. The transcript has 13 exons. Gene Ontology annotation, cellular component: nucleus. The coding region runs from base 405 to 2429 and encodes 674 amino acids. Gene Ontology annotation, molecular function: ubiquitin binding; ubiquitin protein ligase binding. The record is from RefSeq and is a predicted model, not a curated record. NCBI's taxonomy places the organism in Eukaryota, Metazoa, Arthropoda, Insecta, Hymenoptera, Formicidae. Gene Ontology annotation, biological process: ubiquitin-dependent protein catabolic process.
AACGCACGGUGGGAGGACACGCGCGCGAUCGCAGCAGCAACGGUGUCGAACUGAGAUCGUUGAUCAUCGGUGGUCGGCGUUAUAUCGCUCGUCGCCGGGAAUCAUCGCGUGUUGCAUCACUUCGAUAUAUUCUUCGGUAUCCACCCGCCGCAAGCACGCCGAGCGGCGCGACGCGCGAGGAAUCGUCGCUCAUCGCGCAGAGAUCGCUGUGCGGCGACGAGGAGACGAGAGGUUAGGGCGGCCCCAGCCGGGACGACGUUGACUCGACAGUUUUUCUCUCGCUCGCUCCCCCGGAGCGUCGUCACGCCGCGCGUGCGACUAGGGACUUUGGCGGCGCGUUCACGCACGGUGUGCGUAUACGCGGAGCGGUCGGGAACAGCUGAUGCUUCAACGGCACCGGCGAGAUGUCAAAAUCCAGGCAAUUUACUCUGCGUGUGCAGUCAUCAGAGGGAACAAAACGUAUAGAAGUGCAGGCUUCUGAUACGCUAACUCGUCUUUAUGAAAAAGUAUAUGAAGCCUUCGAUUUGAAUAGUUUUGGAUUUAGCCUGUGUAAACAACGAAAUCAUAAGGAUCCGCUUACAUCUACCAAGAGCAAAACAGUGUCAGGGAUCGGUCUUUGUCAUGGAGAUAUGCUUUAUCUUGUGCCGGUUAAUGGUACACAGCUGUGGAAUACUCCGUCAACCAGCAAUGCCACUGAUAAUAUUUCCGCAGAACCAGGGUCACUGGAUACCACAGGAAGUACGAAUCGUACAUCCGGCCUCUCACGAUCUCUGCCAAAUGUAAUCGAGAACGAUGUCGACGAGCAAUUGUGGAAACUGGACGGAAAGAUCCAACGUAAACGCGACGAGAAACUUUGUCGACACGGAGCAAGGGGAUGCUGCGUACAUUGUUCGCCUUUGGAACCUUUCGAUGAAAUUUAUUUGAAGGAGCAGAAUAUCAAGCAUCUGUCUUUUCAUUCGUAUCUCAGGAAGCUCACUGCCGGAGUUGAUAGGGGCAAGUUUAUACAAUUAGAUGACAUAAGCUGCCGUGUAAAGACUGGCUGCAAGGAUCACCCACCGUGGCCCCGAGGGAUCUGCAGUAAAUGCCAGCCACCCUCGAUCACGCUCAAUCGCCAAACUUAUCGCCACGUGGACAACGUCAUGUUCGAGAAUGCCAGUUUGGUGGAGCGUUUCCUCAAUUACUGGCGCGGCACCGGCCUCCAGCGUAUCGGCUAUCUCUACGGCAGAUACGAGAUGCAUUCGGACGUCCCGCUAGGAAUUAGGGCUGUCGUCGCGGCUAUAUACGAGCCACCGCAGGAAAGUACAAAAGACACAAUAAGACUUUUACCGGAUGAGAGAGAAGCUUUAGUCGAGGAGUUAGGCCGCACGCUUAAUCUAUGGCGAGUUGGAUGGAUCUUCACUGACCUCAUAGCCGACAAUGUCAAGAAGGGAACGGUCAAGCACGUUCGUAAUAUAGAGAGCCACUUUCUAUCCGCUCAAGAAUGCAUUAUGGCUGGGUACUACCAAAAUCAAUACCCAAAUCCUUGCCGUUUUUCACCUAAUGGUUAUUUCGGCUCGAAAUUCGUCACCGUUUGCGUUACAGGUGACGACAAAAAUCAAGUUCACAUGGAGGGCUAUCAGGUAUCGAAUCAGUGCAUGGCGUUGGUACGAGAUAGCUGUUUGGUUCCUACAAAAGACGCGCCGGAAUUAGGCUACGUAAUCGAGUCGACCGAUAAGCAAUACGUCCCGGAUGUCUUCUAUAAGGAGAAAGACACAUAUGGAAACGAGGUGUCGAGAUUAGCGAGACCUUUACCGGUAGAAUAUUUGCUAGUGGAUGUGCCCGCAUCUACACCACUCACUCCUCAGUUCACGUUCUUCACAGAUGACAAGAUCACUCCGUUUCCGGUCGAGAAUAGGCAAAUUGAUGGACAGGUUCAGGAGUUCAGUGCAUUGUGCACGUACAUGCAGCAGUUCAACGCGGAUCAAUUCCUAGAGGCAACCUCUGACUUUCAUUUGCUCCUCUUCAUCGCUACCAUGGAUAUGUAUCCCAUGAAGGACUAUAUGCUGACUUUACUUGAAGCUAUUCGUAACAAAGACAAACAAAAAGCGAUAGAGUGGGCGCAGUCAGAACAUUGGGCAACGGUGGAGCAACUCAUAUCCGCGUCCUCCUCCGGCACAUCGCGCUCACCGCAGGUGUCCUUCGGCGGUAACCCGAGAACGUCGUCCUCCGCGGCUGCGGAGGGCAACGCGGGAGGCAGUGCGGGAGGAAUAGGCAUCGGUACAGAACCGAUGGCGGCGAAUUCGCCUAUUACCGAUCGACCUCAGGCACUCUGGACCUGUUCUCACUGCACCUUCCUCAAUGCCGCGGACUUAGCGGUCUGCGAGAUGUGCAACUUGCCAAGAGAUGAUCUUGACGAGUAUGAUGAGGAGAUGAUGAGAGAUAUGUUUUAAUACAGGUUCAAGAAUUUGAUCAGAGCACUUCGGUCGCAUACAUUUGUCAAUGUUUUAACAUUGGGCAGUCUAUAACUGUAGAUCUUGUAUGCACAAUGUAUCAAUAUUUUUCUUAAGUAUCAGUUAACUAUUAUUAUUCAAUAUGUAUAGAACAUAUGUAUAUUACAAUAU